CAAAUCUUACAAUAGUGGUAAUGGCGGUGUAGCAUAAUAUUUGAAGCGCAGUGCUACUUCCUAGUCAACGCCUACAACUUGCUGUUAUAACAGAACGCUCAUUCCCUCCUACUAUACGCGUUAUCGAGUGAAUAAGUUGUGCGUACAGUCGUAGCUGUAUCAAAUGCUGCAGUAAUCCUGAGGUUGUCUCUGGUGCGCACUGGGAAAAGUGCACGUUCACAAUGAGUUUUGCAGGUAGCACCUCUAGCACCUCGCAGGACACGAUUCCUAAGUUCAAAUCGUUUGUAUCUGAAAGCGAACUUCAAGAAAUACGCAGGAAAAGGCAAGAAGAAUGGGAAAAAGUCAGAAAGGCGGAUGAUCCUGUUGAGGCACCUGAAGAAGAAUAUGACCCUCGAUCAUUGUUUGAAAGACUAGAAGAGCAGAGGCUGAAGAAGCAAGCAGACUAUGAAGAAGCACACAAGCUCAAGAACAUGAUUCGAGGCCUGGAUGAUGACGAGGUCACAUUCCUCGAAUAUGUCGAUAUGCGGAAGCAAGAGAUUGAAUCGCAACGAAUGAAAGAAGACAUGCAAGAGAUUGAGGAAUAUAGGAAAGCUGUUGCCACACUAUCUGAAGAGGCGUUGGAAGCAAAAAGGCUAGAAAUAAAAAAAGGUACUGCAGCUGCUACCACACCUGGUCAAGGAAAGAAAAGCCAGCUGUCUCUGCUGUCAGGUGCUGUGAAGCGGAAGUGUGCAGACUCAACUGAUGUGGAAAAGAAGCAGCGCACAAACAGUUCUGGUGACGGUGACGAAGAACGGAGCCAGUCGCCUGACGAACGAGUGCGAAUGCAAGCUCCAGUGACUGCACUCCGUUGUCUUGGCGUCCUCCCUGGCCUCGGUGUAUACACAGACAGCAGUGAUUCGGAGAACUCAUCAUUCAGUGACGAAGCUGACUUAGAGCUGGACCUUGUGGGGCGGAGACGCCAGGCACCCAUACAUCAGGCUGACCGCUCCCCGAAACCCAACUAGGCCCUGCUUGUUCCAUUCCACUGUGCUGCCGUAUUCGCCAGGAAUGAGCCGAAGUGCAGGACUCUGUGUGAACAUGUGCAGUUUUUAGUGUCAGAUCUGCAGUUACACAUGCACUAACAUCGGUUAUGUGGAUGAUAGGAUGCCGUUAUAAUGAAUUGACCUCAUGGAAUGCAGUGGCAGCUACCUGCUGCAUCAGCUCAGAGGGAAAAUAGGAAAAGAAAUAAGAGCACUGCUCUGUUGGGUGUUUCAGAAGGUUAUAAGGGGAUUAAUAUCAACUCAAGGAUGCAACAUGAAAGUUAAAAAGGUGCUACUCAUCCAUUCUGGUUUAUAGUGUGAUUAAAAAAUAAGGUAAAUUUCCAUCAGUACCAAUAAUAAUAGCAUUCACAGUUGAGAUAUUUUUAUCCACGGUUAUAGUCGUGUUGCUAAGAAAAGGGCAAUGCUUGUAAUGUUUCCUGUAUUUGCCUCAAAUGUGCAAGAGCUGUGUCAAGUCUCUUGCGCAUGCUAAGAACUGGUACAAUGGGUGGUAGCUGUCAAGGCAAAUCGUACCACAUUUGCCGCAACAAGUACACUGAUGUGGGCUUUGCCCAUUUCAGCAACUACAGUACGAACUGUCCAUGAGGUUUCAAGCCAAAUAUGUUGACUGCGGAGAAAUGGUUCUAUGCAUGCUUGAUGCUGACAGUUUUGACAUGCUUGGCACUCUCAUCAUCGAUAUGCUUACUGUCACUGCUGUAUAGUGCUUUUCCUGUGACUGUGCUAACCAGGUAUUCAUAAUAUUGCCAGCUAGUAUGAUUGUGGCACGAGGUAUGCCAAGUGCUUUUAUUUCGUCACCUCAGCAUGUGGGCAAAUGUUGAAGGGAGUGCUGUUUUGGAAAAUGUAGCAAGGGGCAGUGUCAUGCCUAAUAACUUUUUUGCUGGUAUUUUGACUGCACUGAGUGGUCCUUCAACAUUUUGCAAGAGUGUGACCAAGGAAGUUUAAAAAAACAUUGCUGGAGUGGCAGCCCCCACUGGUUCUUACUAGCACAGGUGAAGCCAGAGUUUGUCUAUAAUUCUUUGAAGAAAGGCCGCAACAGUUGAAAUCCGCUCGUAGCUCACUUGCUUUUGGUCACUUGUAAAUGCUAGGCUAAUUGGAAAAUAAAAGCUCAGAGUUUUGGGCUAAAAAAUAUUACUUUUGGCUGCGUACUAAUACAUGAUGUGCUACAAAAUUUGUGAACAGAGUUUAGGUUCCUUUUUUUUUUCAAACCAGUAACAGAAAAAAAGAUGCCGAACAAUAUGUGUAUGGCAAAAUUAACCAUCUUAGAUAGCAUGGGGUGGGAAGAAAGUGUUUUGUAUAUUUUCCGCUAUUUGCUAACAUUGCCUCGUGCCCAGUUAGGGUGGUGACGGUCAGGCUUCACAUUGGAGACGUCAUCUCCACUCCAGCAAUUUUUUUAAAACCUUGAGUUUGACUAAGAGCGCUCUUGUUCUUGUUUUAGUUUUACCAGAAAUGGUAGGUAUUAACUGAUGCAAGUUGGAAAGCUUCAUGCAAGUUUCAAACAUUUUAAUUAGUGUGUCAGGUGUUGUGCAAGUAAUUUAUCACAUUUCAGAUCUAGAAAAUUGUUGACACAAUUUCGCAAAGGACACAUAAAAGUGAAGCACCAUU
Molecule: messenger RNA, 2639 nt
Organism: Dermacentor andersoni
Lineage: Eukaryota; Metazoa; Arthropoda; Arachnida; Ixodida; Ixodidae
Product: PSME3-interacting protein
Cellular component (GO): nucleus
Source: RefSeq, a predicted model, not a curated record